Messenger RNA from Malurus melanocephalus (red-backed fairy wren), 7910 nucleotides. It is a transcript of the gene DHX15, whose product is annotated as DEAH-box helicase 15. Bases 133 to 2430 code for a protein of 765 amino acids. The transcript is spliced from 14 exons. NCBI's taxonomy places the organism in Eukaryota, Metazoa, Chordata, Aves, Passeriformes, Maluridae. Gene Ontology annotation, cellular component: spliceosomal complex; intracellular anatomical structure. The record is from RefSeq and is a predicted model, not a curated record. Gene Ontology annotation, molecular function: RNA binding; ATP binding; RNA helicase activity.
UUCCUUCCGGCCGCCAUUUUGUCGGCCGUGCCUCGCCGCGCCGCCGCUCGGGGAGGGAGCGCAGAGCGCGCGUCCGCCGCACCCGGACCGACUGACCGCCAGACAGACUGAGCGACCGCUAUCGCUAUCGCCAUGUCCAAGCGCCAUCGCCUCGAUCUGGGGGACGACUACAGCUCCAGCAAAAAACGCACCACCGACGGGAAAGAUCGGGACCGYGACAGGGACCGGGAUGACCGUUCAAAAGAUCGUGACAGGGAUCGUGACAGAGAUAGAGAUCGUGACAGAGAAAGGGACAAGGAAAAGGAUCUGCGACCUACAUCUAACUCUACCUAUUAUGGGGCUGCUGGGUUACCAGCUAUAAAACCAGCAAUGAUUCCACACAGUAUYAACCCUUUCACAAAUCUACCACAUACACCGCGAUAUUAUGAUAUCCUGAAAAAAAGGCUGCAGCUGCCUGUCUGGGAAUAUAAAGAAAGAUUUACGGAUAUUUUGAUUAGGCAUCAGUCAUUUGUGCUGGUUGGAGAGACUGGGUCUGGUAAAACAACGCAGAUCCCUCAAUGGUGUGUUGACUACAUGCGCUCAUUACCUGGCCCAAAGAGGGGAGUGGCUUGUACUCAGCCCCGGAGAGUGGCUGCCAUGAGCGUCGCACAGCGCGUUGCUGAUGAAAUGGAUGUUAUGCUGGGCCAGGAGGUUGGUUACUCCAUUCGGUUUGAAGAUUGCAGUAGUGCAAAAACCAUUUUGAAGUAUAUGACUGAUGGUAUGUUACUGCGUGAAGCAAUGAAUGAUCCUUUGCUGGAGCGUUAUGGUGUUAUAAUUCUUGAUGAGGCCCAUGAGAGAACACUGGCUACAGAUAUCUUGAUGGGUGUUUUGAAGGAAGUUGUAAGACAAMGAUCUGAUUUGAAGGUUAUAGUUAUGAGUGCUACUUUAGAUGCUGGCAAGUUUCAGAUCUAUUUUGAUAACUGUCCUCUUCUAACUAUCCCGGGUCGCACCCAUCCUGUGGAGAUAUUCUAUACUCCAGAGCCUGAAAGGGACUACCUUGAGGCUGCCAUUCGAACAGUGAUACAAAUUCACAUGUGUGAAGAAGAAGAAGGAGAUCUCUUACUCUUCCUUACGGGACAAGAGGAGAUUGAUGAAGCCUGCAAGAGGAUAAAACGUGAAAUUGAUGAUUUAGGUCCUGAAGUUGGUGACAUAAAAAUCAUUCCAUUGUAUUCCACCCUUCCUCCACAGCAACAGCAAAGGAUAUUUGAACCUCCCCCACCAAAAAAACAAAAUGGAGCAAUAGGAAGAAAGGUUGUUGUGUCCACUAACAUUGCUGAGACAUCAUUAACAAUAGAUGGUGUAGUGUUUGUGAUUGAUCCUGGCUUUGCAAAACAGAAGGUGUACAAUCCUCGUAUCAGAGUGGAGUCUCUGUUGGUGACUGCGAUCAGUAAAGCGUCUGCCCAGCARCGAGCUGGCCGUGCUGGUCGUACUCGGCCAGGCAAGUGCUUCAGGCUUUACACUGAGAAGGCUUACAAAACUGAAAUGCAGGACAACACAUACCCUGAAAUUUUGAGGUCUAACUUAGGAUCUGUAGUAUUACAGCUCAAGAAGCUUGGUAUAGAUGAUUUGGUGCACUUUGAUUUUAUGGAUCCUCCAGCUCCUGAAACACUGAUGAGAGCCUUAGAGCUUUUGAAUUAUCUGGCUGCUUUAAAUGAUGAUGGAGACUUGACUGAGUUGGGAUCCAUGAUGGCAGAGUUUCCACUGGAUCCACAGCUGGCUAAAAUGGUUAUUGCAAGCUGUGACUACAACUGUUCUAAUGAGGUCCUAUCUAUUACUGCCAUGUUGUCAGUCCCACAGUGUUUUGUUCGCCCCACGGAAGCAAAGAAAGCAGCAGAUGAAGCCAAGAUGAGGUUUGCCCACAUAGAUGGAGAUCAUUUGACGYUGCUGAAUGUCUACCAUGCUUUCAAGCAAAAUCAUGAGUCGGUUCAGUGGUGUUACGACAACUUCAUUAACUACAGGUCCCUGAUGUCUGCAGACAAUGUACGCCAACAGCUGUCACGAAUCAUGGAUAGAUUUAAUUUGCCUCGUAGAAGCACAGAUUUUACCAGUCGAGACUAUUACAUCAACAUAAGAAAGGCAUUAGUUACUGGGUAUUUCAUGCAGGUGGCACAUUUGGAGCGAACAGGUCAUUACUUAACAGUAAAAGAUAACCAGGUGGUGCAGUUGCAUCCCUCCACUGUUCUUGAUCACAAACCAGAAUGGGUGCUGUAUAAUGAGUUUGUCCUUACAACGAAGAAUUACAUCCGGACAUGUACAGACAUCAAGCCAGAAUGGCUGGUGAAAAUUGCCCCUCAGUAUUAUGACAUGAGCAAUUUUCCACAGUGUGAAGCAAAGAGACAGUUGGAUCGCAUCAUUGCCAAACUUCAGUCCAAGGAAUACUCACAGUACUGAAUUUAUGCUUUGAACUGAAGUUAUUCAGAGGACAGCUUUAAGAGAUGAAAGGAUUCAAAGUUCAAGUUGUGCUCUUCACUUUGGUUCAAUAAUGGCCUUUAUUUGAAAGCUUUUUAAUUUUUCUUUACAGUAAAUAUUCCAUUCUGAUUUCAUAAAUUAAACAUUUAUGCCUCCCUUUUGUGUUGACACUGUAGCUCAUACUGGAAAAGCUAAUCAAUGUUUUGCAGUUUAUUGAAAGUAGUUCUAUAUAUAACAAUGUUAUAAGCAUUUCUUUAGAAAUGGUUGAAAAUGCUUCUAAAAAUGUGAUUAUCGACCAUGGUAUGCAUGAUCGUUGUAAUUGUUGACAUUCCUUUUAGAAGUUGUGAAAUGUUACAACUUGUGCUUCUGUAGACACAAUCUUCGGCUUCAGUACAAGGGUACUGACUUCAAUAAAGUCUAUUUAUACUACUUUUGUGCCACAGUAUGUCAGUAUUUCUGUUGUUUUGAUCGAAGUACGAGAAGCCCAUUUAGUCUCCCAUUAAACUGCUGUUUGAUUGACAUAUCAGUAGUUUAAUAUUUUAAUAUUAAAAGUGCAGAUGUUUAAGCAGCACAGUGAUAAUACAAUAUGAUGCAUACAAUGUUGAUCCCUUGCAAACUUGUUAAAAUUAUUUACAAAAAAUCAAAAUGCAUGCAGAUAUGUUAGGAGAAUGCUUUCUUCCAACAUAUCCCUAAAUAUUUCUCAGACAGAACUGUAGUAGCGUGUCCUGUAAAGUGGAGUGUCUGUGGCCAGGUAGAAAUGGCCUUCCUGCUGGGCAAUAUUCAGGUACUGUUUAGGAUCAACACAAAUGAUAGCAUAAACAACACUGUAGGUCAAAUCACACCGCACCACUGUAAUUUUGUAAUGAUUUUUUGUGAAAUACGAUUUGACAGUGUAAUCCCAUGAGGCAUUUGUAGUAAAAUUUGAUCAGAGGGUUGGAGCACCUCACUUAAGAGGGCAGGCUGAGAAUGUUGUUCAGCCUGGAGAAAAGAAGGGGGAGACCUUAAUGUGGCCUUUGAAUUCCUCCAGAGGUUUUAGAAGAACGAGUGAGGGUUUUUAUCAGGGCUUGUGGUAAAAACUUAUACCAGUGACAGGACAUUGGUUUUACUCUGGCAGARGGUAGAUURAGAUUGGACAUAAGGAAGAAAUUUGUCUCUGUGCAGGUGGUGAGGGACUGGAACAGAAUUUUCUGGGGAAGUUGUGGGUGCCCAAUCCCCGGAGUGUUYGAGGUCAGGUGGGAUGGGGCUUUGAGCAGCCUUGUCUACUGGAAGGUGUCCUUGCCUUAGCAGGAGGGUUARAGCUGGAUGAUCUCUAGGGUCUGGUUGAACUCAAGCCAUUCUGUGGUUUAAUGUAUCUGAUCAGAUUUCAGUUUUUCCCUCCCCCUGGAAUACACUGAACUUUGGUCCUUCUGGCAAAGAGAAGCUGGAUCAGCUCUUGCUGAAAUUGGUUCCCUCAGGAGAGCUGUGCCACUGUCAUGCUGUAAGGCUGAAGCAAAAAUAGGUUACCUUUGUGGAGCUGGUAACCAACCUCAGACUAAUUUUAAGCACUGAUGUUUGGGGUAUCCUGUCCUAUUUAAAUCAUAGCAGUGGGCUAUAAAAUUACUUGGAAUAAUUAGAGGAUUUUCUUCCAGUUCAAACAUGUUUUUUUAAUUGCUGUUUAUAAGAUGGGAGUAGAGAAGUUUAGAAACUUUUUGUUAGCAACUAAAACAAUAAUAGUGAAAAUAAAAAUGUAAGAAGACUAAAAUUKGAGUGGAUUUAUAAUAUGCAGUGGGACUUUGGAGUCUGUCUUGGGUUUGCUAAGUGAGAGAGAAAGUGAGAUGAGUCUGGACUCUCCUGCCCUACAAAAUCAUUUUCAGAAAGAAAAAAGGGAGGUGCUUCACUCUGCAUAAAAUGUUGAACUGGAUUGGAGUUUUCUGAUUGCAGUUACAAGAUGUUUUAUUUAAAACAGAUUCCGAACUUAAACAACUGGAUUUUAAACUAGUAUUCCUCAAUAUGCAAAUGUUGGUUUUGCAAAUUCCUGCUCUGGGAUGACUGAGGCUGGCUAUGUGGGAUUUCCUGAUGACUUUCUUGCCAACUCUAUGUGGGGGGCAUAGGGGGCUGCUUUGYGCAAUGCUGAAAACUGGCUGCUCCCCAGGUAAGAAUUUCUCUUAGUAUUUGUGUGCAGCUGAAUGGUGUAGAACCACCUUCUGCAUGACUUUCCCUAGGUCUGGCAAGGGCCACGGACAGUUCUCUGCAUGAAACGCCUCAGGGACCCCAGAACCAGCUGGCAUCAGCUGCUGUAGCUUGGGUCCUUGGGGAUGGGGGAGCAGAUGGCUAUGGCUGUGAGUGGAACUUGACACAGGAGCGACUUUGGCUUGUUUUUGGUGUUUUUUUUUCCCUUGAAUUGUCAUAUCCACAAGCUCAGCUUGGGCUGUGACAGCUGACCUGGGAUCUUUCACUSUGCUCUGCCUUUGCUACCAGGAAUGUAAAUACUACUGGCCAAACUCAUAUUCUCUGACAGCUGUGCAACCCUGCCACCUUCCAAUUAAGCUGGUGACACCUGGACUUAAUUGCAAGGCUGGUGGUGUCCCAGCCGUCACUGGGGACAGAGCAGGCCCAGUGCCCCAACUCCACCUGUGAGCAACGGGAAACAGCUUUCCUGCUGAGAUGCUGAUGGAAUCUGGGGGUAGUGCUUUGGGAAGAUUUGGAAGCCUUGACACCUCGAGAACCUAUUGCAUUUUAUACUUGUGUGACACUUGUGUAUUCCUGAAAAACACUCCCYGUUCUUGAACUGACAAAGCACUGGCAAUACUUGGGUUUAGGACUAAAGCGUUAYAUACGCUGUGUAGGGAGCCAUUCCUUCGCUACGGAUCAGGUGGUGGAGAAUGGCCMCAGAGUUGGAGCAGCUUUGUGCAGAUGUGGUGCAGUCUGUCCUGUGCCCAGUGCUGAUCUCAAACAACUGAGGGCAUUUAAGGGUUAAGGGCAGAAAUAGACUCGCUUAAAUCACUGUGAAUACCUCAGUUACUGAGGGGAACCAGGUAUCUAAGGAGUCACUGUCUCUUUCUGAAGGAGUAAUGACGGAAAGCACAACUUCUUGAAGAAAGAUGUUUCCUGACUUCUAAAGGGAAACUCUUACCAGGAACUGCCUCCUUAGCUACUGCUGUCUCAGGGGUACACCAGAUGCAUGGAGAGGAGCUUGGGUUUGAACUCUGGGCUUUUUUAACUUGUGUUUUGAAAGAUACAACCUUGUUCCCAUUUUUCUGAUGGGAAAAUGUCAAAAAAGAUUGCCCAGAGAAACAAAAGGAGACCUAGAAGUAGAUACAGGAAGUAGACAAGUAGAUUAUCUAUGAGCGUAUGAAGAUUACUGCCUCCCUCUUAAAAGCUUUGAAAAUACAUCUCUGCCUAUCAUCAGAGCUCUGGCUGCUUAUGCUUACAUACAGAGAAUGCAGUAAAUAAGGGGGAAGGUUGGAAAUUAAGAGUUUGCUGGUGUCAAAAAUUCAGCCACUUCUGUUUUGUUCUGUGAGAAGCCACAACUGCAAGACUGGGGCUCUUUCUGCUGGCCUGUAGAGURAGGGUUCUCAAAGUACAGAGCUGCCCCCAGCAGCUGCAGCAUUUGCUGUUCUUCUGUGUUCCCUGCAUUACUGAUGCCACUUCAGAGUGUUCAGAUUGCUAGCCAGGGUGUAUGUGUGUUUUGGAGUACAGAACUGUUCCUUAGGAUUAGCUGGUUAUCUCCUUUGGAACAAUCUAAAAGGAAAAAUGAUGUAUUGUUUACUUACAAUGAUCUUUUUAUCAGAGACAUUCUGAUAUUUUUUGAAAAUAUGUGGUUUGUAUAUAAUAAAGUAUUUAUAGUGUGGGACUUUUGAAAAUACAGAAUGGAUUAGAYGAUAGGAAAACCAGUACUAAGUGAAAGGAGUAUAUUUUUUGAAAAGAGGAGAGUCUUCUGUCUUAAUUGUGCUGCUGUGUAAUACCUCAGAGCAGUAAAGGGCUAGUAUUAGUGUGAGGUAGUAAGUGUCUUUAGGUUUGUUAGACACAGGUUACAAAUGGCUAAGUACAUGUGGUUAGGUACUUAUCUUCAUUAUGGUGAGACAAAGAAGUGACUCCUUAAUAUUGUGUUCAAAUUUGUAGGGAUUUUAUAGCGCUUAGAAUUUCAGGGAAUAAAGGAUGACUCCAUGCUUCGCCAUGUUUUAAUGUCAUAAAAGCCCCUGAACUCUUGCUUUUGGGAGAUCUGUGCAUACUGCAAUGCAAGAGACAUGCUGAAGUUCCUUCAGGGUUUGUGGGAAUAUCUUCACACUCUGUACCUGUGCCCAUUCUUUGAAGUCAGAGAGCAGCUGGUUUGGGCCAGCCUGGGUUGGUACCUUCUGUAUCACUUUGGUCAGUUUUGUGUGAUCACCACUUCCCKUUUUGGAUCAGAACUUGUGACACAGCAUUGGUUUGUGACAUGUAACUUACGACCUGCACUGCUACACAGUGCAUAUUGGAAACCGCUCAUUUGCCACAAGUAAUGCAGCUCAAAGCAAAAAUGCUGAAAUUAGCUUUCAUCAUGUCAUUUGAAAAGAUACUGUAGCAAAAGUCAAAGUAUUUUCUUCCAUCCAGUCCAGCUACAAUUAUUAAUUUGUAAUCAGAUUGCUCUAGUUGUUUUCUAAUAAUGUAUAGCAAUAAAAAGCCAUACCACACCAUGACAGUAGAAAGCAGAGUUAUAUUCUAAAGUACAUAAAUUUAUUCACUUAYUGUAGUUUGUGAGUAGACAUCUGUCUUGGUUUCGGAACAGCUGAGGGUUUUAAUAAUAAACAUGUUUUACUAUUAGAAGUAUAAUCUUACUCUGGUAGUUUGUUGACCUAAAAUUAUGUAACUUCAUGACUGUGUAUGUGACAUUAGAUUUAUGUGAUGCAGGGGGAAAAAUUAUCUACUUGGUCAACCUAGUUUAUUUUUCUAGUAGUACUUCUGACACUAGUAGCUUUGUUUUGGAGUAUGUAUGCUUCCUGGAACUGUUCUAGAAUUGGGCAUUGGUUCCCAGUAUACCAAUGUCUCAUAUUUUUAAGCUUGAAACGAGCAGCUUUAAAACCAGAAUGAAACCGUUAUGAGAGCAUUUGCCCCUCUCCACUUUUCCUUUCACAAAUGACAAGCUUGGGCUGCCUCUUAAUUGGCACUGAUKCGUUUGAGAUAAGUGGUUGGCAUCAAGGAGAUCAAGCUUCCACUAUCAAGGGAUUAAACUAAAUAUGGUAACAGCAGUAAAAUAACAUUCCUGUAGCAGYGGUAACAAGACUAGUUCUGCUGAUUGUAGGUGUUCUGAUUUUGCAGUUUCAACUCAAAUAUAGUGGUUUCUCAGGAACACUGAAUGUAUGUUGGACAGAUGAUAAAAUAAUUUUCAUUUGUGUACAUCUCAGCUCUGAGUGGUUCUUCCAGCUGUGAAAGCUAUGCAGUAGUUUUGUUGUAUAGAAAAAUAAAACAGCACAAAUUAAUGUUGAUAAUAAAUAUUUCUUGUGGCU